Messenger RNA from Vitis riparia (riverbank grape), 554 nucleotides. RefSeq lists its product as uncharacterized. The coding region runs from base 129 to 554 and encodes 141 amino acids. The transcript is spliced from 3 exons. NCBI's taxonomy places the organism in Eukaryota, Viridiplantae, Streptophyta, Magnoliopsida, Vitales, Vitaceae. The record is from RefSeq and is a predicted model, not a curated record.
UUCAUUGCCUACAUUUGUGCUUGCAUUUUUCCAUCAUCUUCAUUUGUCUGUUUCAUUUAUUAUUUCUUUCAAGUUAGUUGUAUUUAUAUUAUUGUUGGAUGCUAUAUCCUUGACUGGAAUUCAAUGUCAUGGUGGGUAAAUUAAUUUAUCAAUGGUGCAUUUGUAUGGCUUUGUUGAUGGAAGAACAGAAUUUCUCGGGAAAAAGGAUAACCUUACCAUUCAUAGAUUUUAGCAGCAAUCAUGUCUCACUUUUUUUUCAACAGGUGAUGGACAUUGUUCUGGGUUAUACUGAAAAGUUGGUAUUGAAGAAUUAUCAAUCAUUUGAGGCUAGAUCUGGUUGUUUCACGGAUCCUUACAGGAGGGAUGCUUGUCUUUUGUUGAGUAUAUUGGUUUUAAGCAUUCUGGGUGGAGAGCAAACAGGCAGUACAAUGAGCCCUCCUGAAAAGCUACUGAAGACUGAGACAGUGCCCGCAGUUAAGAUGCCUGACUUAAUAGACACCGGUGGUCCAGAAUAUUACUAUGGGACAGAAGAUUCUAUAAAUAAAGCACAAUGA